This is a messenger RNA of Penicillium malachiteum, 579 nucleotides long. Its product is annotated as signal peptidase complex subunit 2. The record is from RefSeq and is a predicted model, not a curated record. The transcript is spliced from 3 exons. The coding region runs from base 1 to 579 and encodes 192 amino acids. NCBI's taxonomy places the organism in Eukaryota, Fungi, Ascomycota, Eurotiomycetes, Eurotiales, Aspergillaceae. Gene Ontology annotation, cellular component: membrane; signal peptidase complex. Gene Ontology annotation, biological process: protein targeting to ER.
AUGGCGACCACCAAAGUGCCUGUUUACUCAACCAAUGACCUGAAGUCUACUAGUGAUGACGCCCUAGUCCCCUACCUAACCAACCUCCCCGCGCCCUUCACCUUCACUCCUAGCUACACGAAGACCAAUGUUCGCUUUGCACUGGGUUAUAGUGCAGUUGCGAUUGCGGCAUUUACAUUCUAUGCAGACCGCACUCUUGGUUGGGAGGCUACCACAUCUCCUUGGAUUGUUGCGGCGGUAGUCUCAUACUUCAUUCUCAACACCGCCCUCACAUAUUGGAUCUGGGGCGUCGAGGCCGGUGAGGUAUUCUGCGGGAAACGAAAGACUGGAGAGACUAUCUCCAUUUCCUCAUCUGGCAUUAAGAACUCGGUCCCCUAUAAACUUCACGUCCAAUAUAAGUCCCCCGCCGGCAAAGUCUUGCAGGACAAGCGCUUCGAAGCGCCUUUCACCACAUGGUUCUCGGCUGAGGGAGUGUUCCACCCUGAGCCUUUCCGACGCUGGCUGGCAAGUGAGGUGGAUGUCUUGAGACUCGCGGCAAAGGAGAAUGAGAAGAAGAACGGUAGUGACUCUGGACGAUAA